AUGGUGACAGUUCAAACCACCAUCAAGAAGUUAAUGGCAAUGCCGUACAUGGUAGAAAAGAAGUUGGAAAAUAAUUCGGCCGUUGACUUAGCCGAAUAUAUUAUGGAGGAUGAUUUUGAGGUUGAUGAUAAGUCAAUCUUCAACGAGAUUCAUUUGACACCAGUGAAGAUGGAUGAAUCCAAGGUUAAGGUUCAUGAUUCGUUAAUAGAUGCAAACUUGGGAACAGAUAAAGAUCCUAGACCAACAUUCAUAAGUGACUUAUUGCUUCUAGUCACUCCUACCAUUGGCCAAGAAGGCUGUUCACCAAAAGCUGAAUACUGCUGGAAUUGUAAUUCCACCGUCGAAAAUUACACAAGUACCACAACCUACAAAAACAAUCUCAACAGUCUUCUGACCUCCAUCUCCUCAGACACCAAAAACAGUUACGGAUUCUACAAUACGUCGUUGGGAGAAAACUCCAACAAAGUCAACGUAAUUGCUAUGUGCAGAGGAGACGUUACGCCGGACAGUGGCAGGACUUGUCUCAAUGAUACCAGAUACAGGUUAUUGGAGGAGUGUCCUAACAAGAAAGAAGCAAUCAUUUGGGACGAACGAUGCAUGGUGAGGUACUCCAACAACUCUAUAUUUUAUACAAGGAAAGACGACCCUCUAAAGACAUUACCGAGCCCAAAUGCAGCAGCCAAUCCAGAACAGUUCAAGCUGGUACUAAAGCUCUUAUUAGAUGACCUAAAAAUCAAAGCUGCUUCAGGUAAUUCUACUGCCAAGUUUGCAUUCGGAAAUCAUAACGUCACUAAUGCUGAAGGAAUAUUUGCACUUGUUCAGUGUAUACCUGACCUGAACGAGGGCGAAUGUAACGGUUGCCUAGAUCACGCUAUCUUACAAAUUCCAGACUGUUGUGGUGGAAAACAAGGGGGACGAGUUCUUACACCAAGCUGCAACCUUAGGUUUGAGUCAGGGCCUUUCUACAAUGAGCCUCAGGUCAAUUCAACACCGGGAAGUGAAGGUGGAUGUUCCAAAGAUGUCAAAUAUUGUUGGAAAUGCACUGAAGAUGGCAACUCCAACGCUAGUAGCAUCUUCAACCAGAACCUGAACACCCUCCUCUUCUCCCAGCUCACGUCUAAUACAGAAAUCGAUUACGGGUUUUACAACUCUUCACUGGGAGAAAACUCGAAUAAAGUCAAUAGAAUUGCACUGUGUAGAGGAGAUAUUGAAAUGGAUAUCUGCCAUAAAUGCAUCAACGAGUCGAGCCGCAGGCUGUUGGAUAAUUGUCCCAACAGGAUGGAAGCGAUCAUAUGGGAAGAACUUUGCAUGGUUCGAUACUCAAACAAACCUAUAUUUUCAGUAAUGAAAGAUGAGCCAAUUGUGAAAGCUCCGAGCCCGAAUAAAGCAAGGGAUCCAAAUAAGUUCAUGAGGGUGUUGAAACCUAUGCUGGAUAACCUGACUAGUAAAGCUUCAUCAGGUGACUCCCAGAGGAAAUUUUCAACGGAAAACGGAACUGUUCCUGGAUAUGAAACAAUAUAUGCACUUACACAGUGCACUCCUGAUAUAAGCAAGCAAGAAUGCACAGAUUGCCUCAAAAGGGCUACCUUAAUUCUUCCAGAAUGUUGUAAUGGAGUUCAAGGAGCUAGAAUUCUUAAACCCAGCUGUAGCUUAAGGGAGCAAGAGUAA
Messenger RNA from Ziziphus jujuba (common jujube), 1668 nucleotides. RefSeq names its product putative cysteine-rich receptor-like protein kinase 23. The coding region runs from base 1 to 1668 and encodes 555 amino acids. The record is from RefSeq and is a predicted model, not a curated record. The transcript has 3 exons. Lineage: Eukaryota; Viridiplantae; Streptophyta; Magnoliopsida; Rosales; Rhamnaceae.